GGUAGAUUCAUUACUGCAGUGCGCUAUCUAUGCUGGAGUAAUUUCAUUACGUGGUUGAGCCUUUAUCUAGUUUUCUUUAUAACCGACUGUACUGACGCUGACUGACACUGAAUUCCGAAUUGUCAUUUUGACUCCUGACAUCUGUCACACGUGUUUAUUUCCUUCCAUUUUCCCCUGUAUUUUGUAGGUUUCCAGUAUGGGGGCUUACAAAUACGUGCAAGAGCUGUAUCGCAAGAAGCAAAGCGAUGUCCUUAGGUUCUUACUUAGAAUUAGAGUAUGGCAAUACCGUCAACUGACCAAGUUGCAUAGAGCCCCCAGGCCUAGCCGCCCGGAUAAGGCACGAAGAUUGGGCUACAGAGCUAAACAAGGGUAUGUAAUCUACCGCAUUAGGGUACGACGUGGAGGUCGCAAGCGCCCAGUACCAAAAGGAGCAACUUAUGGCAAACCAAAAAGUCAUGGAGUUAAUGAAUUAAAACCUGUGCGUAACUUGCAAUCUAUUGCUGAGGUAUGAAACAUCCCUACUAAUAUUACAAAUGAGAAAGUGUGGAUUUUUGUUUCUCAA
Messenger RNA from Acanthoscelides obtectus, 562 nucleotides. Lineage: Eukaryota; Metazoa; Arthropoda; Insecta; Coleoptera; Chrysomelidae. The record is from the annotation of a GenBank genome assembly.